Zootermopsis nevadensis is the source of this 1342-nucleotide messenger RNA. The record is from RefSeq and is a predicted model, not a curated record. NCBI's taxonomy places the organism in Eukaryota, Metazoa, Arthropoda, Insecta, Blattodea, Termopsidae.
CUUUUCCUUAUAUGAGGCAUGUUGAAACAGACGAUAUCGUGUUUUUAAAAAAUGUUAAUGGAAAAUGAAAACAUUGAAUUGAAAUUCCAGUAACGCUAUGGAAAUGUGCAUAAUAAACAUUCUUCAGAUGCUAUAUUUUAACCUAGUAUGGCUGCAACAUUGUAUUUGGUAUAAAUGUUACGAGCGGUGAGUUAUAUACAGUCUCAAAGAACACAUGUUGAAAAUGUACCACAAUCGCACGUGUCAACGGUGACGCUCUCGCGUUUAAUGUUCAGUCUAGGUGGCAGGUGGCAGCCCACAUCAUUCAGCGCCAUCUAUUAUGUUUUUACAGAACUGACGUAACAAAUGACAAACCGGCAUUCUGUAGCAGACUGACUUCCGUUUUGGUUGUUUGUAAUUGUCGUUGGAAGAAUUCGAUUAUUGAGCUUUAUCAAAAGAUAUAAACAAGCUGUGUGUGCAAAAUUUUAUGAUGUUUGGACACAAGAAGAGAAGUGACAAUAGUUCAGUCUCGUGGGACCAAGCGUAUCGCAGUGAUUUUGAUACAAAUGAAGUCAAUACGGAGACAUUAAAUUUCGUAACACUUGAAGGAAUGUAUGAGGAGGAUGUUAGUAACACUACCAACAAUUCUUAUAUGUCGAAUUUGAACCCAGGAGUGUCUAAUCAGGGUGCUUAUGAUGCCCAUACUCGUUCAUUUUCGUUAACCGAGCCUGAAGGUAUGGAGUGUGAGUUUGCAGAAGAACCGCCUCUGCUUGAAGAACUUGGAAUUAAUCCGAAUCGGAUUUUCGAAAAGAGCUUGGCAGUUUUGAAUCCGUUCCACAGUAAUGGUCAUUUUGAUAUAAACUUGCUGUAUGAAACAGAUUUAGCAGGACCAGCAGCAUUGUGCAUUAUAUUAGGCACUUGUCUGUUACUUACAGGGGGCAAGGCUAAUUUUGGUUAUGUUUAUGGCCUUGUUAUAGUGAGCUGCAUUGCUAUGUAUAUUUUGCUGACACUUAUGACAGCCGAAGGGAUAUUGCCAUUUGGAUCUGUUGCAUCAGUUCUUGGUUAUUGUCUUCUACCUGUUGUUCUUUUGUCUUUUCUUGGUGUUAUCUCAUCUCUCUAUAGUUCACUUGGAUUCAUGUGUGCAGUGCUAGCUGUAAUGUGGAGUAGCUUAUCAGCAUCAAAACUCUUUGCUAGCAUGUCAGGCGAUGCUCAGCAAAGACUUUUAAUUGCAUAUCCAUGUGCUCUUUUGUAUGGAACAUUUGCUCUUAUUAUUGUAUUUUGAAAAUAAAUUUUGUUACUUGUGGGUUAUCGGGACACGUCGCUUUAAAAAUAGGUUAGGUUAGGUUAAUGUGUGUGGAUAAAU